Loa loa (African eye worm) is the source of this 777-nucleotide messenger RNA. RefSeq lists its product as hypothetical. Lineage: Eukaryota; Metazoa; Nematoda; Chromadorea; Rhabditida; Onchocercidae. Bases 1 to 777 code for a protein of 258 amino acids. The transcript has 4 exons. The record is from RefSeq and is a predicted model, not a curated record.
AUGGAUUUGAAUUUGCAACUUUUUAUUGUCUUAAUUACAUUUCGAAAUUAUGUUGCAAUUCCUAUAGCACAAGAAUUACAGCAACAAUAUUAUGUUAAUGUAACACCAACAUGCGAACAGCAAUCGAUUAAAGUGAUUUUGACAUUUAAUGGUGAUGAUUGGCCAGAAGGGCAAUUUAUGGAUUGGAUUGUUGUUGGGACAAAUAAUCGGGCAGAAUGUCGCCUAAAGGGAAAUGGUGAAUUGCAAUAUGUCAUCGAGCUUGCAGUCUUCAAUGAUCCAUGCCAAACACAAAUGCCUUCUACCGGAGUAUUUCAAAAUCGAAUUCGAAUUGGAAAAAAUCCAGCUGUAAUUUUGUUUGGUGAUAAGACAUUUAUCAUUAAAUGUACAUAUGGAUUACCGGAAAUAAGUCAACUUGAUAUUCCACCAAUUAAUCCGUCAUUUAAUGCUGUCACUUUAACAGAUUUACCAACAAAUUCAAUACAAGAUGAAUCAUUAAAUACUCUUGAAUUACCAAUAUCAUCAAAUGAAACAAGUGGCCAAAUUGAAGAAAGUCGAGAUAUGGUUGAUAAUGAUGAUAACACAAUCAUAUCAUGGCCAAUACUUUUCUCUAUUAUUGCUGGCUUAUUUGUUGCUAUUCUCAUCCUUAUGUUUGCUUUUAUUUGUUUUCGAUGGAAAAUUGAAAGUAAGCCAAGAGAUUUGCAAGGACAAAAUACUUCAUCGAAUGGUUUGUUUGUUGAAAAAAUUGAAAAGUCUUUGAAAAAAGAAAAAAAACGCUGA